AUGGAUUGGUCCACUGGCCUUGGGCUGUUCUGUCUGCUGCUGCUAUUGACAUUGACGCAAGCCUGGAGUUUGCCUGCCGCCGCCGCCUGGUCGCCUGUUGCAGCCAGCAAAACGGCACCUGUGGCACGACAGCUUAAUGAUAUCUCACCUUACUUGGACCUGGCCUUGUGUCCCAUCCGUGGCGAGCCUUGGAGUUGUGCGCGCCAGAAGUCUGCCAGAAUUUUGGAUGUUUGGGAUGGCGAACUUAGUCUGCAGUGGCAGAAGUUGAAAGUCGAAGCGGAUCGACAGUUGAAUGCCACCAUAGAGCGACGCGGCUACAGCGCCUCGGAGCUGCCCAUCAAAGAGAAGCCAUCGACAUUGCUUAAAAAAAUUGAGAUCGGCACGAACUACAUGAAGGAAUACCUGGCCGAGACUAUGGACGGAUUUCUUGGCCGCGAGUACGAGUAUCAACAAACAACGAAAGCGGCCGUUGAUAGUGAAAACGUAGACGAUGAUGAUGAAGAAGCUGAUGAUGAAGAGCAGGAGGAGGAAGACGAUGCAGAGGAAGAAGAGGAUGCUGGUGCAGACAAUCAAACAGGCGAGGAGGAAGAAGAGGAGGAGGAGGACGACGACGAGGAAGAAACAGAUACAGAUGCUGAGCCUGAAAUCGAAAGUGCGCCAGCGGUCAGCCAACAGUUUGCCAACGAUGUGAAAAGCUCUGUGUUUAGCGGCGACAGCGCUUCAAGUGGAGUGGAGUUUAUUGAGCUGCAAGAUAGUGAGGGCAGUGCGGCAGGAGCGGUAAAGAAGCCCGGCGGUGGCAAGCGUAAGAAGAAAGGCGGCAAGCGCAAGCAAAAGAAGAAGAAGGGUCAGCAGCAACAUGAGCCAGCCACUUUGGUGGUGGUGCAACAAGCUGCGCCAGAGCUUCACGAAGUAGAUUCUGGACAUGAAAGCGGCUCCAGUGUAGUCAGUCAUGGGCAUGGCGGCGGAGAGCACAAGCCAUUUAAGCGGAAGAACAAACGCGGCAAACGCAAGCGCAAGGGACAACAUCAAGCUGUUGUGGAGCACGAGUCUAGCGAUCAUCUGGGUCUGGGUUUGCUGGACGAUCUUAUUGAUGUGGAUACGGAUGCGCUAUUGGGCGGCGGCAAGCGCAAGCAUAAAUUUUCAACAAAUUAUGGUAGAAGUAACGGAGUUACGCGCGGCAAGAAGAAGAAGAAGAAGAAGGCUCUGGCCAAGCUGGUGCUGUUGGGUUCGUUUUUGAAGGCCAAGAUCGAGCUGCUGCUGAAGAUCUUGGGCGCUCAUCUGCAAAUCAAGUUCUUUGCCAUAGCGUUAAUUGGUCUGCUGAUCAAUAUAGCGCGCUUCUGGAUUGAUGUGAAGCGUGGCGGCGCACCGUCCAAGGUUGUCUAUGUCGAACAUGCUCAUCAUCAGCACCAUUAUGAAGAUCAUGGCGAGGACUGGGGCGAGCAGGGCGGCAGCUACUGGAAGCGUUCACUGCAAACCGAUCCAUCCAUUGAGGAUACCGACUCCGCCACCGAUAGCUACCAGGUGAGGACGCAGCAGCAGCCCCAAGAUGCCCACCAUCUGGCCUAUAGAAAUCAACAUCAGUGGCAGUAACUGGAUGCCACUAAAAUUUUAUGCAACACACAACGUAUUUAUUUAUUAUAACGUAUUAUGAAAGCUGAUUAUUAAAUAAUCCCUAGC
Messenger RNA from Drosophila busckii, 1677 nucleotides. Its product is annotated as neurofilament medium polypeptide. The transcript has 6 exons. NCBI's taxonomy places the organism in Eukaryota, Metazoa, Arthropoda, Insecta, Diptera, Drosophilidae. The record is from RefSeq and is a predicted model, not a curated record. Bases 1 to 1590 code for a protein of 529 amino acids.